UUAAAUAGUGGAGUAGAGUGGUGUUCUUUUUUAUUAUUUGAUUUAUUAAUUAUUAUUUGACUUUUUAUAAGUUGUGUAGAUGGUAGGUUUUUUUUAAGCAAAGUAUAAGGGAGUUCUACUCCAGUCUAGUAGAUGGCGGUAAUGCAAACAUUUAUUGGAUGCCAACCACCGUUAAAUCUAAUCGAAGAAGUACCUCACUGUACUUGCGUUUUUUAUGAUUACAGAAGAUAAAGUUGGACGCAAGAAUGUAUACAACAGCGUGCUUCAAAUAACAAGUGACUGUGGAGGAUUUCAUAAACAUUGGCUAGUAGGCUGGAGAGCAGCUAGCAAUCUAACUAGCUAAAACAGCAGUCUAACGUUCGCUGGCUUGAUAAAACAUUUUACAUUAACUUUACCUAGCUACCUGCCACAUUAUCUAUCCAGCUGCAAGAUAUUGUGCAAAGCUCAGUCUGCGUUUCGUCUUGCGAUACAAAAUUGGAGCAUCAUGGACAAGGCAGAUUUCUUAAAGGGUCUCCCUGUUUACAACGAGAGCAAUUUCAGCCUGUUCCAUGCAGACCCUGUGUGCAAAGCAUCGAACCGAAGACCGUCCGUGUACCUCCCGACCUGCGAGUACCCCUCAGAACAGAUCAUUGUCACGGAGAAAACAAAUAUCCUCCUUCGCUACCUUCACCAACAGUGGGACAAAAAGAAUGCAGCGAAGAAGAGGGAACAGGAUCAAGGAGAGGGAGGGAGUCCAGCACCUCCACACAAAAUUGCAAGGACAGAUAGCCAAGAGAUGAACGAGGACUCUUAGGAGUGUGUGUACGGAUGCGUGCAUCUGGAGGAAGUACAUACAGGCACACAACAGACAUGACUAUAAAGACAUACGAGACACUCACACUUUGACAAACAACCUGAGAAAAUGUCCACCCUGGUUUGGGAAAAUGAAAAAAACAGUGGCUUUUUUUGUUACCUUCAAAGAGUUUCCUGCCUUGUCUAGUGCCCUGUUUUCAGCUUCACUGCCUAGCCCUGACCACAUGGGGCACUGCAACAUCUUUCCACACAGUUUGCUUCAGCAGACCCAAUACACUGAACUUCUGCCUGCCACAGCAGGGGAGGACCCAAGGAUGUAUAUAAACCCUGGAUUGAUGAUGCAAUGUAUUGGCCAUUGAGAGGCUUUGAAGCCACUGGUCGGCCAUAUUGGCAAUCUCCAGUAGGAGCAGUCCGCCGUAGGAAUUAAUGGAAUUCAACAGUAUUUCAAUUAAAUGUUUGAAGAACAAAAUUACAUUCAUUUCAUGCAUUUUUAGUUGUAGUGGGGACAGUAACCCUAGUACUCUGAAAAAUAUAUAUUUGUUUUAUAUGUUUAGCUCAAAUAAUAUAAUGUAAAAGUAUGCAUUAAAGUGUCUAAUAGAAGUGUCAAAAAUGAAUGUGGCUUCCACAAUCUUUUUUUCCAAUGGAAAAUUACUAAGAUGGCUGCACCGAGGCUUCAAUACAGUGCCCCCUGUCAGUCAUCCAGGGUUUAUACACAUCAUUGGGAAGAACCCUCCCCCCUGGACUUAAUGUUCAACGUGCAUUAUCUUCCAUUCUGCUCUGGAUUUGUUUGUGUUUUAAGUUUGCUGCUUGUUUUACUGUCAAUUCUAGUUCUGACAUGUUAACUAGGACAAGUCAGUUAAGAACAAAUAAUUUUUUACAAUGAUGGCCAAACCCGGACGAUGCUGGGCCAAUUGUGCUCCGCCCUAUGGGACUCCAAAUCACGACUGGAUGUGAUACAGCCUGGAUGACAAGUGACUCAACAGUUUACUAGCUUAGUUUGAAUUUUUGCUGCUUUCUGGCAAAGUAUCCCUGUUAAAAAAAUAAUUAUAAUAUAAUGUCAAGCCAAAUUGUUUUAGUCACAGGUGUUGACUAUUCAGUUUGCUAGAAUUGCUUUUCAAUUUGUUUACACUGCAAUCGAUGGACCCAUUAGGUAUUUUUGUUAAACUCAAAAGUUAUAGCACCGGUAGAACAAUGAAUAGUAGCCUACAUCAAUAUGAGGGGUAGAGAGAAUGUUGUAUUCAGUAUGAAGACCUACAGUGCCUUGUGAAAGUACACACCCCUUGCACAUUCUUUAUAUUUUUGCUGCCUUAGAAUUAAAUCUAAAAAGGAAUGAAAUUAGAUUUAAUCCUGUGUUGUCUUUUUAUAUAGCAAAAUGUGAAGACUGCAACGGGUAUGUAGACUUUCACUAGUGACUGUAUGUAAAUAUAAUAGCCAGUGCCGGCUGUUAAAUAUCAAGCCAAGACCUUAAUAUCUGUCAAAAUAAAUUAUUUUGAAUCUGUCUUUUGUAAAAUGAAUACAUGUAUCUACAUGGAUAUUAUACUAGAUGCUGUUAUUAAAUGUUAAGAGAAGCACUGCUA
Molecule: messenger RNA, 2369 nt
Organism: Salmo salar (Atlantic salmon)
Lineage: Eukaryota; Metazoa; Chordata; Actinopteri; Salmoniformes; Salmonidae
Product: DET1- and DDB1-associated protein 1
Biological process (GO): positive regulation of proteasomal ubiquitin-dependent protein catabolic process
Cellular component (GO): Cul4-RING E3 ubiquitin ligase complex
Source: RefSeq, a predicted model, not a curated record